AUGAAUUUAUUAUAUCAUCCCGACAUCAAAGAAUGUGGUGUAUGUCCUUCAGAUGGGUACACCGCAGUUGGAGAAACGUGUUACAAAUGCCCAAGUAAUUGUUCUGUGUGUUCAGAAAGAACAUGUGAAGAGUGUAUGCCUGGAUACACACGGUUAGAUAGUGGUUGUGAAUUGUGUUCGAAUGUAUACACCGGAUGCUUAGAAUGUGUCAACAACAACUGUUUAGCAUGUGCUGAAAAGAAUUAUUAUGAUUCGACAACACGAGAAUGUGUAUCGUGUUCUUUAUUCUCAGAACAAUGUGAUGAGUGUGAUGAAGAUAGUUGUACCAAAUGCCAAGAUGGAUAUGGAGUUAAUGAAAGAGGUUGUAUGCACUGUAAAAGCAAUUGUGUUCAAUGUGAUAAUGGUGAGUGUCAAAUAUGCAAUGGGACAUACACUCCAUAUGAAAAUUCGUGUUAUAAUUGCUCCAAAUUUGAAUUGUGUGAACAGUGUAACAGCACAAACUGUAUAAAGUGUGUUAAUGGCGAAAGUCCAGUUGACUCAAAGUGUUAUAAUUGCUCAGGAUAUACAAACUGUGCCAAUUGUGAUGCAACAAAGUGCAUUUCUUGUCAACAGAAUUGUUAUUUAGAAAACGCUAAUUGCAAAUUGUGUUCGACUAAAUACGAAGGAUGUUCACUUUGUGACUUAAAUACAUGUAAAGAGUGUGCAGAAGGAUAUUUCAUGACUGAAACUGGCAUAUGUAGUAAAUGUGUAACUAAUUGUGCAAAAUGUUCUAACACAACACAUUGUGAGACUUGUGAAGAAGGGUUUAUGGUUAUUGGAAACGCAUGUGGAACGUGUGAAUCUUAUGGUGAAUGUUCUCAAUGUAAUUCCGAGCAAUGUGUAAUAUGUAAAAGUGGAUAUUUCAAUAACAAUGGAUAUUGCUACAGAUGUGUCGAAAACUGUUUAGACUGUAUUAAUAACAACACGUGCACUAAAUGUUCUGCAGAUUUGAAGUUUAAAGAAGACGAGAAGAAUUGCACCGAGUGCCCCACAACCACAAAUUACUUUGUUGAUGAGAAGAACACAUGUAAAAAGUGCAAAUCUGAGUGUACAAAAUGCACAACACUUGAUAAAUGCAGUGAGUGCAUUACUGGGUACUUCGUUGACUCAACAAGUCACUGCGUUGAUUGUGUGACUAAAGGCUGUUUAACUUGUGAUGCGAUAAAAUGUCUAAGUUGCGCAUUAGGAGAAGUUGUUGACUCACUUGGAAAGUGCUCAAUUUGUUCCGUUGCAACAAAUAGUGCCAAUUGUGUUAAAUGUCACAACGAAGGAAGUUCGGUAGUAUGUGAUGCAUGCAAAGAUGGAUUUUUCAUGGAUGAUACAAAGACGAAAUGUAUUACAUGUGACCGAUGUGGAGAUUUGGGGUGUCAAAUAGCAACACAAAAAUGCUACAAUUGUGAGAACUCAACUGACAUUUUAAUUGAUGGAAUUUGCAAAGAAAUGGGCACUUGUAAGACUCGAGGAGAUAAUGGGAAAUGCUCUGAGUGUAUAGACAAUUACAUAUUAGUGGGUAGCAAAUGUGUUCAAAUAACAACAGAAACAUCAAAUGUUGUUAUGUACAAUGGAAAGACGAUAUUAGCAAGCGAUGUGAAUUGUUCUGCAAUUGAUUCGACCAAGAAAACGUGUACUUUAUGUGACGAGGACUAUUAUAUAAACAAUGGAAUGUGUAUGCAAUGUACAGACAUCUACGAUAGUUGUAUAUCCUGUGGGUAUAUGAAAAUAGAGAACUACAAACAGGUGAUAUGUAGUACAUGUACUGUAGGCUAUUACCCUGACAUUUACUGCAAGCAAUGUACUGACAUGAAUGGAUGCAAAAUGUGUGUUAACUAUUUGAACGAAAAUGAGACAUCAACAAAGAAUUGCACUGAAUCCGUGAGUGGACGAUGCACUCUGUGUGAAAAAAUUAUUU
Messenger RNA from Entamoeba invadens IP1, 1948 nucleotides. RefSeq lists its product as hypothetical. The transcript is spliced from 2 exons. The record is from RefSeq and is a predicted model, not a curated record. The annotation marks the transcript as partial. NCBI's taxonomy places the organism in Eukaryota, Evosea, Mastigamoebida, Endamoebidae.